Lindgomyces ingoldianus is the source of this 3266-nucleotide messenger RNA. RefSeq lists its product as uncharacterized. The record is from RefSeq and is a predicted model, not a curated record. Lineage: Eukaryota; Fungi; Ascomycota; Dothideomycetes; Pleosporales; Lindgomycetaceae. Gene Ontology annotation, cellular component: membrane. Bases 82 to 3213 code for a protein of 1043 amino acids. The transcript has 2 exons. Gene Ontology annotation, molecular function: monoatomic cation transmembrane transporter activity. Gene Ontology annotation, biological process: monoatomic cation transport; transmembrane transport; intracellular calcium ion homeostasis.
GGUUACUUCGAGACUUGCGCAGAGCUCGCGAUUAGCUCGUUCACAGCUCUCUCUCCAGCUUCGUAGAAGAUGUCCUAGACGAUGAGUGCCAGCUCCGUCUCUGGAUUCCCCGGGCUGCGCAAGCGUCCCAGGUACUCCGCGCGUCCUUUCGUGCUCACCGUUGUCGCCAUACUCGCCUUGUGCUUGCUCACAUGGACAAUCGAAGGGGGCCGCUGGUCGUGGGGUUCGCCAGUGCACCGUGGGAUUCGGUCCAAAAGAGGUCUCUCGAUUCAGGAUGAAGACUGCCGAUUAGUACACCAUGCGACUGACAAAUGCGCAUAUGUUCAAGCCAAUUGUCCGGACGAAGAAGCCGGCAUCUUUUCCUACUUGACCCUGUACUAUUGCCGUCUACCUCACGCCAAGCCUGUCGCAUUCAUUAUACUAGUACUAUGGCUCGCUACACUCUUUAGUACCAUCGGAAUCGCCGCGAGCGACUUCUUCUGCGUCAAUCUUAGUACAAUCGCGAGCUUGCUUGGUAUGAGUGAGAGCAUGGCUGGCGUCACCUUCCUAGCGUUGGGGAACGGCAGCCCAGAUGUCUUCUCUACCUUUGCAGCAAUGAGCACAAACUCCGCUAGCUUGGCUAUUGGGGAACUAAUUGGCGCGGCUGGGUUCAUUACUGCCGUUGUAGCUGGUUCAAUGGCACUCGUCCGGCCAUUCAAGGUUGCGCGCAAGAGCUUUGUCCGCGACGUCGGAUUCUUCAUUGUCGCCGCAAGCUUCAGCAUGAUAUUCAUCUGGGACGGGAAGCUAUCGUUAUGGGAGUCUGCCACCAUGGUCGGAUUCUAUAUAUUUUAUGUGUGCUUCGUUAUGGUAUGGCAUUGGUGGCUUGGACGGAGGAAAGCACGGAGGCUGCGAGCUGCAGCGAUGAGAAGUCACUAUGUAGUACCUGGUGGAGAAGAGGAGGAAAUACAAGAGGAAUAUCAUGACGAAGAUGAUGGACCAGCUAGCGAAGCAGGCCGCACCCUGCAUCGGGGUGCGUCUACAGACGACUUCUCCGCAUUAGAACGAGCAGGUGGAGGAGGAUCACUGGAAGAGGAUGAUAAUGAAGAAGUUCGCGAGAGAUGGUUAGGUGAACUCAGCAGCAACAUGCGCCUCAGCAGACCGAGAGCAGGGACCCGCCGGAACACACAUAACCCGAUUAGACCCAGUCUUGUGGGCGCAUUAGAGUUUAGAGCUGUCCUUGCAUCUUUGCAAAAAUCCAGAAAUAUCCAGUCUAUGCCCAUAAAUCUACGACGAUACUCGGACGACCCAACCUACACCUCCGCUCAGCAACAAAAUAUCCUUUCGACCAACUCAGAUCCCGCAUCCCGACCUCCGUACUACGUUCCACCAACGGCGUCGGAUCGGUCCCCAUCCGUAACGAGACCCGCUGCCGACAUUCAGAGGCGCUUUGGUAACCGCGCAAGAGCAGUUUCUGCAAAUGAUGUCGAUGGUACCCGCCUCGACCCUACGACCCUUCAACAAGGAACCCUCGGCAUUCCAAGCAUCGACUUUGGCCUAGCAUCACCUGAAGAACAACCAAGUGGCCUGCAAGACCCUAGCAAUCCACCUCCAUCUCCAAGCAUCUCACUUUCACCACCGCCAUCUGAGCAGAAUUCAAGGUCUGCGAGUCCAGCUCCACCUAUAACCAGGCGUACAACGUCUGAUAGACUGGCUCCCCCAGAUAUCGGCGCGCCUGGACCCGUUAACCAGGGAACUCAAAGCCCUAGUCACCUUUCGUCUCCAGCAUUAGACCCUUCUAAUCGUCCAGGCCUCCGACAAAACCUAAAGUUGACUGUCCCGGGCCCAUCUCUACCCGCUCCAUUCCCUGCGUAUAUAGACUAUCCCCUCUCUACUCAAAGUUCUUCCAGAACACCAAGCCUACGUCUACCAUCACCCAGUGCGUCUCCAGAAUCACUGUUCCAUGGUGACGACCUUUUAGGCGCUGACAGAGAUCCUGCAAAGGUGCCACGGUGGUGGCCCUCCAAAAUAGUUCCUUUGCCACAUGUUCUAUUAUCGACCUUUUUCCCCACCUUGACUGACUGGCGGGAGAAGAGCUUAUGGGAGAAGUUAUUGGGAAUCAUAGCCGCUCCUAGCGUAUUCUUACUGACGGCAACGCUACCCGUUGUUGAGACUCAGAAAGAUGAAGACGGCGAUGAAGAUGACGUGUCGCAGAGCUUUAGUUUACCAGGGCCUUUGGCACCCGUCAACAACACAACCGGUCGACAACAGGGAAGUCUCAUCACAAUCACGGCACCAGAUAGUCAAUCGAGCACCGAACGAUCUUCUUCUACAAACGGAAUAAAUAAAGGUGGCUCGACGAAUGGUGCCUCUCGGAGUAACUUGACGAUAUCCCAUCGGCCAGAGCAAGGUCACUCACCUCAGCUCUCCAUCACCACCAGUGACCUCAUCCAGUCUCCAGAGCAGCUCCCAACCGUGGCCCCCACAACUCCAGAGCCCAGGCAAUGGAAUCGCUGGCUUGUAAUUAUUCAAGCUUUCACUGCGCCCUUUUUUGUUGUGCUUAUUGUUUGGGCGAACACAGAGCCUGAAGUCCCACGCGCACUUCUGAGGCCUACGUUAUAUUCCCUAACCUUCUCUCUCUUUCUCCUGGCAAUUCUCCUGGGCACAACAACCCCGAGUCGACCGCCACGCUGGCGAACACUACUGUGUUUCUUAGGUUUCGUUGUGAGCAUCGCUUGGAUAAGCUCCAUUGCCAACGAGGUAGUUGGAGUGUUGAAGACGUUGGGAGUCAUCCUGAACAUAAGUGAUGCUAUUCUUGGCCUCACCAUCUUCGCUGUCGGGAACUCACUUGGGGACUUCGUAGCUGAUAUUACUGUUGCACGACUUGGGUUUCCUGUCAUGGCUCUGUCAGCUUGUUUUGGUGGCCCAAUGCUCAACAUCCUCCUGGGAAUUGGAAUCAGCGGGUGUUACAUUACGAUCAAAGGCGGGAAGCACCAUCACGAAAAGCACCCGGACCGUCCACUAAGGUUUAAGCCAUACCACAUCGACGUCAGCACCACGCUGGUAAUAUCAGGAGCAACAUUACUGGCCACGCUGGCGGGUCUUCUCGUGGCAGUGCCGUGGAGGAAAUGGAAAAUGGAUAGAGUUAUUGGAUGGGGCUUGGUGGUGGUGUGGAGCGCCAGCACGCUAGCUAAUGUCAUAGUUGAGGUGCUUGGUUUAAGCAGCAGCGUGCGUUGACUGGAUAUCGAUGUCGGGAGGGAAGCAAGUUUUUCAUUUGGAUAGACGCAAUA